GAGAGAGAGAGAGACGCACCGAUGUGACGGAGCAUUGGCACCAACAGCAGCAGAGUAAGCGCACUAGGAAAGGAUGUUGUGAGCGCGCUGGCAGACCUGACUCUUGAUGGUUCUGUAGUUAAGAGGUAAAGUCGAAGCAGCUGGAAUUAUACCACACUGCACGGAGGCACCAUCGGAGUUAUUUGCACUCAAAUACUGAGGAUAUACAGAAGCCUGGAUAUCUGUGGCGAGCAAGGUGGAAAUGUCAUCUCUGGCCAUCGCCUUCAAUCUCACGGUGCUCGGCGUCCUCAGUACUGCGCUGGCGGCCAGUCAUUAUAACUGUGAUGGCCCUUUGGUAUCAAAUCUUCUUCAGGCCUCCUUUGAGAGGUCCUCGCAGUCCUCCAUCAGUAACGCUCCACACUUCGCCAAGCUCAACAGACGAGAUGGAGCGGGAGGCUGGUCUCCCCAGGUGACAGACAGACAGCCUUGGCUGCAGCUGGACCUCAGGGACAGGAUGGAGGUCACGGCCGUCGCCACACAGGGGCGCUACGGAGGCUCAGACUGGGUCAGCGGCUACCUGCUCCUGUUCAGUGACACAGGCCGAGCCUGGAAGCAGUACCGACAGGAGGACGGGGUGGGGAGGUUUGUGGGGAACGUGAACGCUGAUGGUGUCGUCCACCACAAGUUGUCCCACUCUUUCAGAAGCCGCUUCCUGCGCUUCGUCCCCCUGGACUGGAACCCCAGUGGCUGGGUGGGACUCAGAGUGGAGGUCUACGGCUGUGCCUACAAAUCGUAUGUGGCAGACUUUGAUGGCAGAAGCUCGCUGCUCUACCGGUUUAACCAGAAGUCCAUGAGCACGGUGAAGGAUGUGAUCUCGCUGAGCUUCAAGAGCCGCCAGGCUGAGGGGGUGCUGCUCCAUGGAGAGGGUCAGAGGGGCGACUACAUCACACUGGAGCUGCACCGGGGCAGACUGGCCCUCUACCUAAACCUGGAUGACACAAGGCUGCGGUUCAGCAGUGGGCGUGUUGCGGUCACUCUCAGCAGUCUUCUGGACGACCAGCACUGGCACUCUGUCCUCAUCGAGCGCUUCAACAAGCAGGUCAACCUCACCGUGGACACCCACACACAGCACUUCAGGACCAAGGGGGAAGGAGACUCCCUGGAGGUGGACUAUGAGCUCAGCUUUGGGGGCAUCCCACUGCCAGGUAAGCCUGGUACCUUCCUGAGGAAGAACUUCCAUGGCUGCAUUGAGAACCUCUACUACAAUGGGAUCAACAUCAUUGACCUAGCCAAGCGACGCAAGCCUCAGAUCUACAGCGUGGGCAAUGUGACCUUCUCGUGCUCUGAGCCUCAGCUGGUGUCCACUACCUUCCUGAGCUCCAGCAGCAGCUUCCUGUCGCUCCCGGCCACGCUGUCUGCUUCGGGGGGCUUCGCUGUGCGUUUCCAGUUCAGAACGUGGAACCCAGAUGGGCUACUGCUCUCCACCCGGCUGGCCCUGGAGCCCCAGCGACUGGAGCUGCAGAUCAGCAACAGUCGGCUGCGCCUGACCCACCACAUGUCAGCCCAGCAGAAAGAAGAGGUCUCCACCGGUCACAGAGUGAAUGAUGGACUGUGGCACUCUGCGAGUCUCAGCUCCCGAGGACUCCAGGUCACCAUGACUCUGGACAAUGAGCCGCCCUCAACUAUGGAGCUGGGAGACCACAUGGAGGCAGGAGACAGCCUCUACUUCGGAGGCUGCCCCUCCUCGUCCUCCAGUGACUCGUACUGUGAGAACCCCACAUUGGCGUUCCAGGGGUGCAUGCGUCUCUUCUCCAUCAACAGCCAGCCCAUGGACCUGAACCUGGUGCACCAAGGACGAGUAGGAGACUACAAGGAGCUGCAGUUUGACACAUGUGGCAUCCAUGAUAGAUGUCUGCCCAACUUCUGUGAACAUGGAGGGCAGUGUUCACAGUCCUGGAGCCAUUUCUACUGCGACUGCUCUGGAACAGGAUACACUGGAGCCACCUGCCACAACUCCGUCUAUGAGGCAUCAUGUGAGGCCUACCGGCUGACUGGCAGCUCCUCAGGCCUCUUCUCCAUUGAUCCAGAUGGCAGUGGUCCACUGGGGCCCACACAGGUCUACUGCAACAUGACAGAGAACAAGGUGUGGACAGUAGUGAUCCACAACAGCACAGAUCCAGUCAGGGUCCAAGGUUCUACACUACAGAAGCCCUACAUUAUGAAGUUUAACUACAGCGCCUCACCUGAACAACUGAUGGCCCUCGUGGCCAGGUCAGAGCAGUGUCAACAGGAAGUAGUAUACAGCUGCAGGAAGUCCCGCCUCUUCAACACGUGGGAUGGCAGCCCUCUGUCCUGGUGGGUGGACCAGGGUGGAGAGAGACGGACCUACUGGGGAGGCUUCCUGCCAGGUGUUCAGCAGUGCUCCUGCAGCCUGGAGGAGAACUGCAUGGACAUGAACUACUUCUGCAACUGUGAUGCCGACACAGACUCAUGGGCUAAUGACACAGGAGUACUUUCUUACAAAGAGCACUUACCAGUGAGUGAGAUCGUGAUUGGAGACACCAACAGAACUGGCUCUGAGGCGCUCUACAGAAUCGGCCCGCUGCGUUGUUAUGGCGACAAGUCUGUGUGGAAUGCAGCGUCCUUCUACCAGGAGUCAUCCUACCUGCACUUCCCCACCCUCCAGGCAGAGCUCAGCGCUGACAUCUCCUUCUACUUCAAGACCAGCGCUCCCUCAGGAGUCUUCCUGGAGAACGUGGGCCUCAAGGACUUCAUUAGAGUGGAGCUCAGCUCUCCGUCCGUGGUGACGUUCUCCUUUGACGUGGGAAACGGGCUGGUGGACCUGGCCGUCAAGUCCCACGUACCCCUGAAUGACAGGCAGUGGCACUAUGUGAGGGCGGAGCGCAGCGUGAAGGAGGCCUCCCUGCAGGUGGACCAGCUACCCCUGCGCUUCCUGGAAGCUCCAUCUGAGGGCCACCUCCGCCUCCGGCUCAACAGCCAGCUGUUUGUGGGGGGAACGGCGGCUAGGCAGAGGGGCUUCUUGGGUUGCAUCAGAACUCUGACUAUAAACGGUGUGACCUUUAACCUGGAGGAGCGGGCUAAGAUGACCCCGGGGGUGAGCGCUGGCUGCCCCGGCCACUGCAGUGGCUCCAGCAGUCUCUGCCACAACAGCGGGAGGUGCAUUGAGAAGAACAGCGGCUACAUCUGUGACUGCUCUCAGUCUGCCUAUGGGGGGCCCUCCUGCAAGGAAGAGGUGUCUGUGUCGUUUAACAGAGAGUCGUCGGUGACCUACACCUUCCAGGAGCCUUUCUCUGUGAUGCAGAAUAGGAGCUUCCAGGCCUCCAGUGUCUACAGAGGGAACAGCAGGGCCAGAGAGAACAUGGCUUUCAUCUUCAUGACCACACAGAGCCCUGCCAUGCUGCUCACUGUCAGCACCUUCAGCCAGCAGUACAUAGCAGUCAUCCUGGCACGCAAUGGGAGUCUACAGAUCUGGUACCAUCUCCAUGUGGACAGGAGACCAGAUGUGUUCAGUCCCAGACCCUCCAGCCUGGCAGACGGACACCUCCACCGUAUCAGAAUCCACCGUGAGGGAAAAGACGUCUACCUACAGAUCGACCAGGACAUCCACAGGAAGUACACCCUGUCAUCUGAUGCAGAGUUGAUCUUAAUCAGAUCCUUGACUUUGGGCAUAGUCGUCGGAGGUGAGAAUUUUGAUGAGGAAGUGAUGCAGGCAGGAUCUAAGGGCUUCAUUGGCUGCCUGUCCUCCGUCCAGUUCAAUCACAUGGCUCCACUGAAGGCAGCACUACUGAACCGUGGCAGCUCAUUGGUCAGUGUACGUGGUCACCUGGUGGAGUCUAACUGUGGGGCUCCGGCGGACUCAACAACCUCACACCCACUCUCAGAUCAAGCUGCGAAAACAAACAAAGAUAAUGUCAGCCUGCAUGACUCGGCAGUCAUAGGAGGUGUGGUGUCAGCAGUAAUCUUCAUCACUCUGUGUGUAGUGGUGGUGAUGACCCGUCUCCUGUACCAGCACCGGCAGGCCCGGAGAGACACAAGCAUCAAGGAGAAGGAGCACCAAACCAACCUGGAGAUAGCCUGCCGGAGAGAAGCAGCCUACCAGGCAGAACCAGCCUACCGGACAGAGUGUCACCUCCAUGACAGUCAUAGCUCCACCCUCAGGGACAACAGGGAGUACUACAUCUGACCACAGUGUCCAGCCAAGCCUUCUAGCCAUCGCCGCUUACCUCUCUUCUGUUUUGUCUAGCUGUCUGCACAGGAGGAGGCAGCCUUUUUCCUCCCUCCUCUGGGGUAGAAAUUAAGAAUUCCUUCUCCUUUAGGGAACUGUGGGAAUAUCCUGAUGGGGAAUUUCUUCCCGUUUCUGUGUAGAUACUCCGUAGGACGGGACUUGUAGCUGCAAAUAUGUUGACCGGCCGGCUCACAAAUGGUGGUGAUGGGACAGGAAAACAGUGCUAUGAGAGAUUGAAGCAUAUGGAUAUGGUGCAAUGGAUUUAUCCAAUGACAGAAAUACAGAGUCUGGAAAGAUUAGAAUAUUCAAUGUUAUGGGAAAAGUGGGCAAUGUUAUGGGAAAAGUGGGCAAUGUUAUGGGAAAAGUGGGCAAUGUUAUGGUAAAAGUAGGCAAUGUUAUGGUAAAAGUGGGCAAUGUUAUGGUAAAAGUAGGCAAUGUUAUGGGAAAAAGCCACAAUGGUGUAGAUGGCCAAGAUUAAACUAUCCCACUGUCAUGUGGGGAAGAAAUCUCCCGACGCACAGAAACUACACACAGAUGCACUUACUCCAUUUCAAAUACUUACGAAAAGGACGAGAAGUUCAACAGCUUUCACAUCUGUGCCAUUGAUGUAAUACAGAGGGUCAAUACAGAGUGGCUUGCCUUCAGAGAGCAGGGAGACUAUUCAGCCACCAUUUUGAUGGUAAUUACAGUACCGCGGUGCAGUGCUCUGGGAAUGGUUGAAAAGGCUCAAUGCAAAGGCCUUCUGAGAUAACAUAAUAUUAAAUAACACAUUGGAGUAAGAGAAGUAUUGUUUUACUGAUCUUGAUAAUGCAGUGAUUAAUUAAGAUUAAAUACAAAAAGUUAUAUAUUUAAAUGUCAUUAAAUCCCUAAAUAAAGCCAUUUAAAAAUUACAUCAAUACAAGAGACAUUUUUCUUUGGAAAGUUCAAUUGAAAAUCAUUGUUCUUUCUGCCCAGUGUUCUUGAGGUUUCUAUGCCAUAGGCUAGGCUGCUUUGUAUUGCUGAAAGGAAGAAAAUGUAAAAAGAACCCAGCUGACUGGAACAUCUGCUAGCUGUCCCCUAGCAAGAGAACCAACCCAUCACAUCCCAGUCAAGUGGCUGCCGGCCAAGGGUUAGAAGAGUCUUCAAAGAGCUGCCAUAUACAAAGCUUUAGUUGUUCCUCAUCUUCUCAUAAGCUCUUUGUCUUUUCUUUGUACUUUUCAUUAUUUCGUUUGGAUUGUUUCCUCAAGCAGCCAUUUGUUCUGGCACACCUUUGAUCCUGGUCAUGCGUUGGUGACCAUUUUAUAUCUUAUUUCUUAUUUGAAGUUUGUAAUUCAUUGCUUUUGUACUGAUUGUCAACAAUAUCCCUAUGUUAGAUCUACAUUAUAAGGUGAUUAGUGUUUACUAGUAUUGGAUGAUGGAUGUGGAUGUUCAGCUUAGUUUUAUUUUCCACCUAAAAUGAAGAGGGAAAGUAUCAUCAGUGCAAAAUAACCUGGUUUGACAGUUUAGAAAGAAUAAAAACAGAGAAUGAAAAUUCACACGUAAAACUCUUUCAUGAGCAACAAUUCAUAUACACACCGUCACAAAAUAAUAAGAUUGGCUGAGGUAUUGCCUGAAAAAAUGUUUUCUUUCAAAUUAAAGUGUCCUUGAAAGCAAGUUAGAAUUAACCUCUGAGACUCCUAUUUGUACUUGUUGAUAUUGUGAUUACUUUGAGGGCCAAUUUUGUAUGGCUAUAAUUGUACAGGUAUAUAAUGAAUAUAUGUUUAAUAAAACCAAACAUUCUUUUUGAAAAAUAAUUAAUAUUUUCCAGAUGUUUCGUGCUACAUAACCUCUAUCACAACCAUUCUCUUUCUUCCGUUCACACACAUUUUUGGGGCUUUGAAUACGGUAUGUGUCUUUGCAUUUGUUGGUACAUGUGUGUAUAAGCAUGUACAGACCAAGGAUGGGUGGUGCUGUGUAUUCUGAGGAAGUAGAAACAUUCAUUACGUGGUGUGAAACUACAUCCCGUCUUCCUCCAAACGUUGUUAUGGUAAAUAGGGUACAAAAUGGAAUCUGACCUAAUUCAAUCACAAAGCCAGAACAUUAAAUUGCUUCGAUGUCA
Molecule: messenger RNA, 6302 nt
Organism: Oncorhynchus gorbuscha (pink salmon)
Lineage: Eukaryota; Metazoa; Chordata; Actinopteri; Salmoniformes; Salmonidae
Product: contactin-associated protein-like 5
Exons: 24
Coding region: 242-4183 (1313 amino acids)
Source: RefSeq, a predicted model, not a curated record